This is a messenger RNA of Durusdinium trenchii, 3643 nucleotides long. Lineage: Eukaryota; Dinophyceae; Suessiales; Symbiodiniaceae. The record is from the annotation of a GenBank genome assembly.
CAUUGGUUUGCCGUUGAAGCGGAUCACUCAGCCGGUGGCCACCAAGAUCUCGGGAGAUGGAGUUCCUCAACUCUCCCGAGACCCCGCAGCGACGCAGCUUGAAGCUCCAGCUCUCAGAGUUCGACUUGCCCAAUGCUACCCGGAGCCCUGUGGAACGUCAGAAGCCCUCCAAGGCUGGCGUUGAGUCGCUGAAGCCUCGGCAGCUGUUCCACGGCUCGGAGCUCCUUGAGGACCAGAUCAGUGACUUUGAGGAUGCAUCACCUGAGAAAGCUGGAGCAUUUGGAUCAGGACCUGGGCAUCUUCAAUUUCAGGGUGCGCAUCUUGCUGGGCACCGUUACGGAUGGAUAGACCUUGCACCAUCCGGACACAUCGGCAGCAAUUGGUCCAACCACAGGGAGGACCACGUCCAUGAGAAGCCCACACGGAUCGCUGCACGUCGGAGUCCAGGCAGGCGACCGAACCAGAGAUCCCCGGCACGGUCGACGUUCCCAGGCGAUGUGCGGCAUGGCCGAAACUGGACGCGAAUUGGUAAAUGCCUACUGCCUCAACAUGCAGGGUGCUUCAAGUUCGAGACCUUCAAUGCAGUGCAGGCCGCUUGCUGGAAAGAACUCUACAAUGGGACUGGCAACAUGGUUGUUAGCGCCCCCACUGGUGCUGGAAAGACGGUGCUGUUUGAGCUGGCGAUUCUGGGAAUGCUUCGUGAAAGCUCCAAGGCCAAAGCUUUGUACUUGGCUCCAUUGAAGGCCCUUUGUCAAGAGAAGGCGCGAGAAUGGAAGGACAUGUUCGGAGAGCUUGGCGAGGACGUGGUGGAGUUGACGGGUGAUGAGAUGGUCCUUGGGCGACGAGGUGGUGUGUCGUCUCGCUUGGCUUCAGCAAGAGUCAUUGUUGCAACUCCCGAAAUGUGGGAUGCCCUUAUGCGGCAGGCAGGCAGAUCCUCGCAAGGCUUCAGUGUGAUGGAAGAUUUGCAAGUGGUUUGUUUGGAUGAGGUGCAUAUGUUGAACAUGCCCAAGAGAGGCGCCCUCUUAGAAGCGCUCGUCGCCCGGCUUCGGUCGCUUCGACAAGUUGCUCAGGCUGGAGUCCCUCCCUUGCGCUUCGUGGCAGUUUCCGCCACUGUGCCCAACGUGGAAGAGGUGGGUCGCUGGUUGCAUGUGGAGCCCCACCAGGUGAAGACCUUUGGGCAGGAGUUCCGACCGGUGCCCUUGCACGUGCAGGUGCAGACCUUCAGGAGUGGCAAGAACGAGUUCUUGUUUCAAGAGUCAUUGAAUCAACAUUUGUCCGGCAUCAUCCGUCAGUUCUCAGAGGGCAAGGCGACCUUGGUCUUUUGUGCCACCAAACGUGCCUGUGAAACUGCGGCGAAGUUCCUACAGAAGGAGCAAGGGUCUUGGCAGCCGGAUCCUCAACUACGAGCCUUGCUGCUUGAGAAGGCUGCCUCCUUAUCCGACGCAACCCUUCGCAGUCUUCUUCCACAUGGGUUGGGAUAUCAUCAUGCAGGCCUCCACGCCAGUGACCGGCGCAUUUUGGAAGAGAUGUUCCUACAGUCAGCCAUUCAGGUUCUCUUUUGUACUCAAACCUUGGCAUUGGGUGUGAAUCUGCCAGCGCGUUUGGUGAUUGUGAAAGGGACCACUGCAUACAAAGACGGUUGGCAGGAGUACGAUGAGCUGGAGAUCCUGCAAAUCAUGGGCCGUGCAGGGCGCCCUCAAUUUGAUCGGCAAGGUAUUGCAGUGAUCAUGACGGAGCAUGGCUUGGCUGGCCGAUGGCAACAGAUCAUUAGUGGGCGCCCGUUGGAAAGCAACUUGCCUGGCAGGUUAUCAGAGUCACUCCUUGCAGAGGUGGUUGCUGAAACGACUUCAAGCAUUGCCGGAGUUUGCAUUUGGCUGAAGAGUACCUUCUUGGCGGUGCGAGCUGCUAGCGACCCGGGGCGCUAUGCAUCUUUGUGCCCCAUCGCACAGGGCCCGCAUCCGUUGCUCUCCUUCGAUGGCCCUGAUGUGGAGGGGUUCCUUGAGACUAUCGCUGACAGAGAAGUGCAGAAGAUGAUUCAAGCAGGCCUGGUGACUUGGGAUGGACCUCAUUUGCAGGCCACUCCACUGGGAGAAGUUGCCAGUCGACAUUCUGUGCGCUUCGACACCAUUUCUUGGCUUCAGAAAGCAUGUGCCCCUCGAGACAUGAAGGAGCUCUUGUGGCUCAUGGCUCAAACUGCUGACUUUGAGGAGUUUCGCCCACGGCACGGCGAGCGCACCCAGCUUCGAGAUUGGGCCAAGAGGGAACACGUACGCUGGCCUUUGACUGGCCCUGUAGAUUCUGCUGCCAAGAAGGUCCUGGUCCUGGUGAUGCUGGCGCUGGCUGACUCACCCCGCCCAGAGCUGCCCUGGGACUUGAAACUGCAGCAGAGCCAGGUCCUACGUCGUGCCGAACCUCUCUUGCGAGUGGUUUCAGAGCUGUUCGAAUCACGUCAAGAAGGACAAGCUCUUGUGGCUUGCUUGUCAAUGAGAAACUGCUUGAGGAAACAAAUCUGGGAGACGUCGACCAUGCUUGUGCGGCAGCUUCCAAACAUUGGGGAUGUGGGCGCACAGGCUCUGAAGCAUGCUGGACUUUCCUCGCUCGAAUCCUUCGGUGCUGCCUUUCCCGGAGCCAUCGAAGCUGCCUUGAAGCGCAAAGCAGGGGCAAGUGCGCUCCAAAGCAAGGUCCGCGCGGUUCCAGGCAUCAAAUUGCGCUUGUGCCCUAGAGCCGAUGGCGGCGUGUCCAUACACUUUGACGUUCAAAGACUCGAACAAGGCAAUGGGUCGCAGAUUGGCACUGGCUUUGUCCGCUGUAUUGCCUUUGCCGCUCCAAGUGGGCAGCUGCUACUACACAGACGUUUUCCAGCACAGAAUCCGCAAGAUGGCCUUUUGCUGAAUUUACAAGGUCACAAAGGCCUGGCGGUGCACCUCAUCCACGAAGAUUUGGUCGGCUUUGACGUCAUGGAGAUCCUCGGCGAUGUUCGCAUCUUCGAUGUCCGUCGGGCCCAAGCCAACCCCGCGCCGCCCGUGACCACCGGCGCACGACCGGCCGCGAGCGGCGCGGCGCCCGCGGUGGGCGCCAAAGGAGCUAACACGGCUCGAUCCAAACGCCAGAAGCUGGAAGGUCGACAUGAAGCCACAUUGGCAUUGGCCAGAGCCAAGCAGGGAGCAAUGGUGGUGCAAACAUUGGCUUCCUCCUUCCCGGACUUCUCGAAGGUUCUUCAGUCUCCUCCAAGUGAUGCAGCGCAGGGGAUGCGGAGUGUGAGCACACCAUUGUCGCCAUUCGCAAGUGACAGUUUGGCAUGGACGCAGCAACAGGUGCAGCCGAAGCAGGUGGCCAACGGGACAGGUAUGAUUCGAACAGCGGCCGGAAGAUGGCGGCCAGCGGCCGCUCAUGCAUGGCUUCCGAAUUCAGAAAGUGGACCUGGGUGGACAAAUCAACAAUUGUCGACCAUGGCACAUCAGCAUUCUGGUGCUGUACAGCUUGCACCUUCCCAUGGCGUCGAGGGUUCAAACCAUGGUGAGAGGGGCUUUUGGUACUGAAUGGAAAGUAUGAGUAGAGAAAGACGUUUGGCAGCUGAAUGCUGCAAGUUUCAGUGGGCCUCAAGUGCACUUGAGGAAUCAAAGGGUUACAGAGAGAAAAGGUG